UCGCCAGAAAAUAUUAAGUAAUUUCUAAAAAUUUCGGUGUUUUUAUAGUAUUUUUCUAAAAAUAUGUGGUGAUAGGGCUAGGCUGGACCUAUCUGCCCUGAUUAUAAAACAUGGAAACACCAUAAAAAAAGAGCACAUUGUAGAGUGUUGAUAGCAGGAAUCAUGUCAGCCACAUAUUUAGACGUGUCCAACACACUUGAUAGGAAUAACCUUCCUUUCAUAAGUUCAUUAUCUUCUGAUGCGGGUAUCAGCAUGGAGCAGAUGAUGGAAGAGCUAGAUGAUGAGAUAGUAGAAGAAAUGCCUAAGAUUAAGAUUGGUAUUUGUGCCAUGAACAAAAAGACAAAAUCCCAACCAAUGCAGGAGAUCCUGAGCCGUAUGAUAAGAUUUGACUUUAUAGAGAUAAUAGUGUUCCCUGAUGAUGUCAUCAUUGAUAAACCCAUUGAAGACUGGCCGCUGUGCGAUGCUCUCAUCUCAUUUUACUCUAGUGGGUUCCCUUUAAAUAAAGCCAUCAAAUAUGCCGAGUUAAGAAAACCAUUUGUUUUCAAUGAUCUAGAGAUGCAGUUCACCUUGUUAGACAGAUGUGCUGUGUACAGUUUGUUAGAGUCGGCCAACAUUGAGAUGCCGCGCUAUGCAACACUCCUGAGGGACAAAGAUGGAAAUCCUGUGGACACUGACUUUGUAGAAUUAGAAGACUCAAUCCAAAUUGGAAAUGUAGUUUUUCAAAAACCGUUCGUAGAGAAGCCCGUGAAUGCUGAGGACCAUAAUGUAUUCAUUUAUUUUCCAUCGUCGGCUGGUGGAGGAAGUCAGCGUUUGUUCAGGAAAGUUGGGAGUCGUAGCAGUGUGUACUCUGCAGAGAGCAGUGUGAGGAAAUUUGGUUCUUAUAUCUAUGAAGACUUUGUUCAUACUGAUGGUACUGAUGUUAAGAUAUAUACAGUAGGUCCAGAGUAUGCCCAUGCAGAGGCCAGGAAGUCCCCUUCAUUGGAUGGUAAAGUGGAGCGUGAUAGUCAAGGCAAAGAAAUACGCUACCCUGUCAUAUUGAACCCAUAUGAAAAAGAAAUUGCUCACAAAGUUUGUAAACUUUUCAAGCAAACAGUCUGUGGUUUUGAUCUUCUUCGCACCCAUGGCAAGUCUUACGUCUGUGAUGUCAAUGGGUUCAGCUUUGUCAAAACCUCCAAGAAAUACUACGAUGAUUGUGCUCAGGUGUUAGUUAACUGCUGUCUCCAGCAGCUUGCACCCCGGUUAUACAAGCCAUACAAUAUUGAGUUAGAUACAGAAGACCACGGCACUAUGCCAGAGACACUAGAUGGUACCAUGCUGGAGCUGAGGUGUGUGGUAGGUAUCAUACGGCAUGGAGACAGGACACCCAAACAGAAGCUGAAGAUGGAAGUCAGACAUUUUAGGUUCUUAGAAUUGUUCAAGAAGUACAACAAGUCAACAGACAAGAAGCUCAAACUAAAGCAGCCCAAACAGCUGCAGGAAGUGUUAGAUAUUGCACGAUACAUGCUGGAAGAGAUAGAAGCCAACCCUGAGACCAGUAUGUUUGAGAAACCAAAUAAACUACGUCAGCUCAAGAAUGUCCUGGAGAUGUAUGGACAUUUCUCUGGUAUCAACCGUAAAAUCCAGUUAAAAUAUCUGGGUAAAGUAAAAGAUAGUUCAGAGAACAGUGGAGGAGAAGAGAAGCAAUCAAAACAGUCAACAGACAGUGAAUCAGAGAAAAGUCUCAAGGUGAAGGAAAGAGAUAGCAAAGAAGAAGCAUUGCUGUUGAUCAUGAAGUGGGGUGGGGAGCUGACGCAGGCAGGAAGGGUACAGGCUGAAGAACUUGGGAAGGCUUUCAGGUGUAUUUAUCCUGGAGGUGAUGGUGAUUACUCCAGUCUACCAGGGUGUGGCCUGUUAAGGUUACACAGCACCUAUCGACAUGACCUUAAGAUAUAUGCAUCAGAUGAAGGGCGAGUCCAAAUGACGGCAGCUGCCUUUGCUAAGGGAUUCCUUGCACUUGAAGGGGAGCUAACACCUAUCUUAGUACACUUGGUACGGAGUGACAAGGGCACAACAGAGAUGCUGGAUACUUCUGACCAAGCUACUAAGUUUAUGGCCAAGUAUGGAAUUUAUAAAGUAAAUGAUAUACAACACAACAGUCGACUUGGUCUGCAUUCCACUGAAGAACUCUACGAUUGCUCUAAAGCGCUAGCUGACAUAGUAAUCCCACAGGAGUAUGGUAUAACAGCAGAGGAAAAAGUCAAGAUAUCGCAGACCAUCUGUCAAAGAUUACUGAGGAAAAUCAAUGGUGAUCUGAAGGCUGCCGAUGUUACUGAUACUACCACUACACGACUGAACCCCAAGUAUUCUCAGAGUGUCAUUUCACCUCACCGACAUGUUCGUACUCGGCUUUACUUCACCAGUGAGAGUCAUGUUCAUUCUGUCGUCAAUUCCAUACGAUAUGGAAACUUAAUUGACGUUGACAAGGCUGAUGAGCAGUGGAACAGGGCAUUGGAGUUUUUAGGCGAGAUUCCAGAGCUGAACUACAUGACACAGCUUGUACUAAUGUUGUAUGAAGACCCCACAGCUGAAGUGGGCUCAGACAAUAGAUUCCAUAUUGAACUACACUUCAGUCCUGGGGCAUAUACUCAAGAUGAAAAGAAACAUCACCAAAUCAGAGGCAAAUCAGCUCACCCCAAGCCCUCCCGUCCAUUCAGUGAAGAAAAUGAAGAAACCACAGGACAGACAGACACUACUGAAAGACAGACAGACACUACUGAAAGACAGACAGAUGCUACUGAAAGACAGACAGACACUCAAGGCAACAGCACACUGAGUAGUCAGGUAACAAAGAUUACAGAUACAGGGGAUAGCCAUGACGAACAACCUGAAGAAGAGUCGAACUCAUCACUUAAGGAAGAAAAAGGAGAGGAAAAUCUCAAGACAGAAGAACAUGGUACUGAAGAAUCAAAGGAAACAAGUAAAGUUGAUGGUUCAAAUCUUGAACAGACAGCAGAAAAACCUUAUGAAAGUACCUUAUACACUGAUGAUAAGACAUAUGAUGGUAAUGAACAGUCUAGAUGUGCUAUAGGUAUGGAUGAUUUCACGGACCCCACAGGGUCCCCGAUACAGUCAGACAUACAAUAUGAACUGUCGCAUGAAGAGAAGACUGAACAGAACGAGGGCCAGGAUAAGAUACCGUCUGAAGAACCUCUCAGAAGACGUCACUCAGGUCAUGAUACAUUUGUGUCGCAUCGACAAACAUUCUCUCGCACAAGUUCCGAGUCAGACGCUGUACCAUUUGGAAUCAUUGAAAAACUACAUUCAAGACAAACACUGAGCGAAAAUAACAUUUUCGUACAACAUCAACCUACGUCACAUCAUCAACCUACGUCGCGAACCAAAGGCAGCCAAUCAGACGACACUUUCCAUCAGCACCCGGACAACAUCAAGGAAGAGAACGAAUCAGAUCAUGGUAAUGAUUUGAAGCCUAAGCUAAUACGUGCUCGUUCACAGUCCACUUCAUGCAUUGAGGGCACCCCAGAAUACGAUGAAGGUAGAGGGGAACGAAGCGCUAGUGACUCCUCAAGCAAUGACUCACAACGAGUUACUUCCACUGCUGGCUCAGCCAAGUCGGACAGCUUGGUGUUAGACAAGAGAAAAGAAAAAGACGCUAAAAAUUUAAGAGUGAUCAAGUCAUCCCCUAUCAUGAAGAAAUCCCCUGUACGAAGACAUCACAUGAGCACAGCCUGGAGACAUUCUUCACCUGAAAGCCUUUUUCAAGAUCAAAAACGUGGUACAUUGAUUUAUCUGCCAUCGAUUCGUGCUGUCUCCAAAAAGUUGUCCUUAGCCAAACAUGGACCCUGUCGCAUUAGACCGCUGGCACCGCUUUCUGUGGACCCAAAGAAACCACCACUUGCGGAGUUUUAUGAUCAAAUCUUGUCACCAAUAGCAUCCAUCUACCCACUACUCACCUUACACAACUCUAUUCCUCUCAACAUAAUGGAAUCAUUCCUGGACCGCUUGACUGAGGAGAAGAGUGGGGAGAGUGACGUCAGUUCUGCCAGCACGCCUGCUACCACACCUACAAGAAAACACCCGACCAAGAGACUAUCUCUUAAAUCAUCUACACAUGAACAAGUGCUGGCUAAUAAUGAUUCAAUCGUUAGCUUUGAAGGACUAGACUUGAUUGAAUUCAAAAGCUAAUGAAGUCAUUUCCUUUAAAGGGACUCUGAGGUGCCAGACACAUCAUAGCUUAAAAUGUACAUCAAACCUUGUUGAUUUUGAAAAUCGAAAUGAAAAUUCCAUGAAAUGCGUU
Molecule: messenger RNA, 4294 nt
Organism: Actinia tenebrosa (Australian red waratah sea anemone)
Lineage: Eukaryota; Metazoa; Cnidaria; Anthozoa; Actiniaria; Actiniidae
Product: inositol hexakisphosphate and diphosphoinositol-pentakisphosphate kinase 2
Biological process (GO): inositol metabolic process; inositol phosphate biosynthetic process
Cellular component (GO): cytosol
Molecular function (GO): 5-diphosphoinositol pentakisphosphate 1-kinase activity; inositol hexakisphosphate kinase activity
Source: RefSeq, a predicted model, not a curated record